Molecule: messenger RNA, 1472 nt
Organism: Folsomia candida
Lineage: Eukaryota; Metazoa; Arthropoda; Collembola; Entomobryomorpha; Isotomidae
Exons: 3
Coding region: 551-1198 (215 amino acids)
Source: RefSeq, a predicted model, not a curated record
UGACCCCAGGGGGAGGAUCCCGUAAACUUUUGGACCACACCCCACCGGCGGCAGGGGGUGUGGUCGCAGUGUGAUCGGGGCAAAUUGAGAUUUAUAGCGCAAAUUAAUCUAUGAAUGAAAUCCAGUUAAAUUACGUGUAUCUGAGUUGUGCCACACCCCCUCGGCGGCAGGGGGUAUGGUCACAGUGUGAUGGGGGCAAAUUGAGAUUUAUAGCGCAAAUUAAUCUAUGAAUGAAAUCCAGGUAUUUUUCGCCAUUUUUAAGGCGAUUUGCAUGAAAUUUGGCCAAAACAUGUUUUGUGGUGUGGUCUACAUGUUGCAGUAUAGCGCAUGUGGUCAAUUAGAGAUAAUUAAUUUGUUUUUAAUUAAUUCGUUUUUAGGCAUUAUUAAAAUUUGAAUCGGUUAAUUAUUUGCUUUAUAUUGUGAUGCAUUCUAAGCAUUAUUGCGCUACUUAUGUAUCGUGCUUUGCCGCACUUUAUUAGUUAUAGUAUUAACCUGUUUAUUAGUUAUGAAUAAACCAAAUAAAAUAUUGCUGUAAUUUAUUUAGCAGAAAAUGUCUUUUGAAUCCCUGGGAACGUUCGCACCUGGUGCCGUAGGAAUUUUCGACCCCAAAGCCCCAAGGGAAUUGAAGGGCCCUCAUGAUCGACACUGUGUUGAAUGUGGAUUGGUCAUCUACAGGCAGGCCAAGGAGCGUCUAGACAAAUGCCCGUACAAAGCAUGCAAGGCGCCGAUGAUGUUGCGUGAUGGCUUUGAUGCGAACAGCAAAUGGGGGAGAUGCCGAAUUUGUGAUUCUUUCAUCCACAGCUUUAUGAGCUUUUGCCAAUCGUGUGGUACCUCCAACACUGCUGGAAUAAACAGAAAACGGCGCUUAGAGAAAAUUGAGCAGAACCGAUUGGAGGCCGAAGUCAAGAAAGCUCGGAUGGAGUUGCAAGAUCCAGACUUUCUUCUGUGGAAGGCUGAGAAAGCUGCCAGAGAAGAGGAAGUUUUGCUGGCUGCUGCUGCUGCUGUUUCAGAAAAUAAUCCCGCCCUAAUGGACACAGAUGAGAAGGUAGGCGAAAAUGAAAAAACAGGAGAAGGAACAGGAGAGGAAAAAGUAGUAGAUGGAAAAGCGGAUGAAUGGAAAAAAGUCGCAGAAACGGAGACAGCAAGGAAAAUAGAAGAGUCAGCAGAAGAUCAUGGAUCAGUGAAAGGGACGCACUAAUUUGUCAAUUAUAUUUAAUAAUUUUGCAUUUAAAUUCACUCUUAUAGUUUAAUUAUUUCCAUUAAAAUAAUUCAUCUUAAGAUCACAACUUUUGUACUAUUAACGAUCGACUUCAUAAGCCCAACAUUACAGUUAUCUUUUAUAUAUACCAACUUUAAUUUAAUCGUAUAAAAGAUUUACAAUUAUAACAGUUGUUAUUUUAAAGUAUACAUUUUAUGUAAAUUUUUAAGUAAUAAUUCAUGAAAUAAAGUCAGUUCAUACUGCAAUAAAACUA